This is a messenger RNA of Annulohypoxylon maeteangense, 1186 nucleotides long. RefSeq lists its product as uncharacterized. Bases 389 to 1006 code for a protein of 205 amino acids. The transcript has a single exon. Lineage: Eukaryota; Fungi; Ascomycota; Sordariomycetes; Xylariales; Hypoxylaceae. The record is from RefSeq and is a predicted model, not a curated record.
CAAUCCGUACAUCCACGCGCAAUUGCGGAGAACGGAGAGCGGAGAGCGGAGAGCAAAACCUCGAUUCAAAAGGAGGCGAAACCUGCACAUCCGCAACGCAAUCUUUGCGAAAACACUCAUUUCCGAUCCCCUAAAAUCCGCAAUCCCGCGAGAGCAGAAUUCAGAGAGCUAACAGACGGUGCAACAGCUCCCUAAAGAAGAAGGCCGAGAAGAAGCACUCCAAGGAGUACGAGAAGGCGCGCGAGCGAUACCCAUCGCCCGACUACUAAGCGUCCAACCAUGGUCUAGUUCGCGCGCUCUAAACACAUAUAUACCACAUACCCCAGUAUGUAUGUAUUUGAGCCGCAACCAGGGGACGACACCAUUUGCCUAACCCGAAAACCGGGGGAUGCGCAUCGGAGAGAUAUCCCACAUUACAUAUCCACGCAUCGCAAACCUAACCCACGUAAUUUCAGCACAUGUCGUUUAUUUAACCUUUUUAGCGGCCGAUCGCCUCGCGCCAUCCCUUUUCCCCCUGUAUGUACAUCAUGUACGGGGUGUGUAUAUGUAUGUGCGUGUGCUGUGCGUGGGUUGCCACCACGCACGCGAGAUCCGGGGUUGCGUGCUGCGAGAUCAGAAAAAAAAUGUCUCUCGCGCCCAACGACGCAUCGCAUAUGCACACACCCCCUCCCUCACUUCACUUCCUGAUUUCCCCCUCCUAAAAAAGAAUUUCGUUUCUGCGCGUACAUACCCCUUGAUUGUUUUUAUUUUUCUUCAUGUAAGUUGGUUUGGAAACAGAAAAUUUCUCACAUGGCGGAGGGGGAAAGCUAGUUCGAUGAUUUUGUUGUGGGCGGCGGUGGGAAAAAGAAAUUCGACAAAAAAGACGCCUGUUAUUUUUUGCGUCGCUGCUUUAUGGCCGGCGGCGUGGUACGUAUCGCGAGGUGUGUGGGUAGGGAGACGCAGCGCAAAUCCCGUUCUCUGUUCCUGCAUAACCUUACCUGCUGCCCACGCGAAACGCAUGCGCUGACGCACAGCGAAGCGGGCCGGCGGUUAGCUAGUCGAGCAGGGUCUGUUUCACGAGGUUACGAGUUAUGAUUGGAUGAUUUCGGACGAUCUGGGGGUGCCAUGGCUUAAAAGCACACCAUCUUUUAUCUCUAGCAGGGUGCGGGUGACGGGAUGACGCACGUCUGACCGGUGAACCGGUUCC